Rotaria sordida is the source of this 1191-nucleotide messenger RNA. The record is from the annotation of a GenBank genome assembly. NCBI's taxonomy places the organism in Eukaryota, Metazoa, Rotifera, Eurotatoria, Philodinida, Philodinidae.
AUGAAUACCAAUCAAACAACUGAUAGUAAUCAUCUAACAACUGAACAAAAUAUAUUUCUUACUGAUAGUUUAUUAAAAACAAUUCAAACUGAUAUACAUAAUUCACGUACUGGAGAACUUAUUGUUGGAAUAAUAUCUUAUUCAAUCAUUAUCUUGUUAAGUAUUAUUGGAAAUGUCAUUGUUGUUACAGCCAUAUGUCGUGUUCAACGACUUCGUCAUCCAACGAAUUUUAUACUUAUGUCACUUGCUAUUGCUGAUUUACUUGUUACAACAACAGUUAUGAUACCAGGAUUUAUAUAUGAAAUAAAACAAAAAUGGAUAUUUGGACGAGUUUUUUGUAAUAUUUGGGUAGCAAAUGAUAUAACAUUUUGUACAGCAUCAAUUUUACAUCUUGUUGCUGUCAGUUUUGAUCGAUAUGUUGCUAUUGAAAAUCCACUUAAAUAUAAACAAAAAAUGACUAAACAAAUGAUAUUUAUUAUAAUCGGUUCUAUUUGGUUGAUCAGUGUUCUUCUUUCAUAUGGACCUGUUUUAUUAGGUGUUUAUAGUCAAACAAAAACUAAUGGUCAUUUAUCAGAUUCUACUGAAUGUGGUAUGAGACCGAAUCGUAUUUAUUCGAUAAUAUCAUCAUUAACAUCAUUUUAUAUUCCACUUAUAAUUAUACUUUUCCUUUAUGGUCGAAUAUUUAUAACAGCACGAAAACAUUCACAUGAAUUACAAAAACUUGAAAAUAUAAUUAAACGUUUACAUAGUAAUGAAAAAUUUGUAUUUGAAAAUGCUAAAUGGAAUAAAAAUCUUAAAGCUAUAAAAACAUUAGGUAUUGUUGUCGGUGUAUUUGUUGUUUGUUGGUUACCAUUUUUUGUCAUGUAUCUUCGAUUAGCUUAUUGUGAUUAUAAAUGUGUUAAUCCUUAUGUAGAACGUUAUAUUACAUGGAUUGGUUAUGCAAAUUCGUUUUGUAAUCCAGUAAUUUAUGCUUUUUCAAAUAAAUCAUCAAUUAUAGAUAUUAAAUUUUUAGUAGAACAGAAAUAUAGAUUAGAAUGUUGUUCACUUUCAUGUCAAGUUAGAAAUCGUACUGGAAAAGAAAGAAAGAACUUUGUUGUCAUUUUUAGUCUUUAUUAUAGUUGUUAUGAAUUAUCCAAUAGCUUAGACUUUGUAACAUUUUAUGCUAUGAGAAUUGGAAAACAUGAUGCUUAA